This is a messenger RNA of Hydra vulgaris (swiftwater hydra), 2045 nucleotides long. Its product is annotated as ranBP-type and C3HC4-type zinc finger-containing protein 1. Gene Ontology annotation, cellular component: ubiquitin ligase complex. Gene Ontology annotation, molecular function: metal ion binding; ubiquitin binding; ubiquitin-protein transferase activity. The record is from RefSeq and is a predicted model, not a curated record. Gene Ontology annotation, biological process: protein linear polyubiquitination; proteasome-mediated ubiquitin-dependent protein catabolic process. NCBI's taxonomy places the organism in Eukaryota, Metazoa, Cnidaria, Hydrozoa, Anthoathecata, Hydridae.
UUAUAAUGACAUUGUAUAGCUUAAGUAGUAGGUGUAUAAACAAAAAAAAAACUUGCAGAAAUCCAUCAAAUGAAUGUAUAAUGGAAAGAAAGAAACUUUGUUUAGGAAAACCAUCUUAUUUAGAUAGAUCUUUAAACACAUGGAAACCAUUCGGCAUGGAUAAUGAUUUAUGUUCUCUCUACCUUUUGGAUUCAACAAGACUUUCUAUAAUGAAUGUCCAGGAAACAUAUCAGAUUCGUGUAAUUUGUUUCGAGGAUUUUUUGCAUUUUAAAAAACAAGCAGACCAAAGGUUUGUGUUUCAGACUAAUUCUGGAUUCUAUGGGUUACAAGUUUUCAAUGAAAAAGAUGAAAGUGAUAUUGAAAAUUUGUUUAAAAGCAUUAGUUCCUUUCUUGGAAUACAAAAGGAAACAAUGUCCUCAGUUAUGCCACCAAUGAACAAUCAAAAUAUAUCUAUGAUUAAUUCUCCUAACAAAAGCAGUUUCAUUGAUCAAGAAAAAAAAACAUUUGAUAUUAUACCACCUGACAACGACACGAUUUGUGACAAAAUGCGAACUGCUAUUGAGUGUGGAAAUAUAGAGGAGGCUAAAGAACUUGUUGCAAAGUUAGCAGAGAAAGGACUAAAACUGAUUUUACAUGUCCUAGAGUAUUCAGACAUUAAUAUUUCUAUUCCUGUAAAAAUUGAAGGCCGUGAUGGAAAGUCAAUAACUGUAACUUUGCUUGUAAACCCCAAUGAAACAAUUAGAAUGCUUAAGUUUAAGAUGUUUAAAGAAUACCAUCUUCCUAUUUCUUGCCAACAAUGGAUUAUUCAAAAGAGAGUUGCACAAGAUAAUGAAUUGCUGUGUAGUUAUGGAAUCUUGGAGCCUGGAACAGAAGCUUUUUUAUAUUUGUCACCAGUAGAAGAAGAUAGCAAUCAAAAUGAUAAAUCAAUUCAAACAGAUAUAAAUAAUAAUUUUGAAAAUAAUAUGAAUAAAGACUUGCAAAAUGAUUGUGUCAUAGUAGGAUGGGAAUGUCCUCAGUGCACAUAUCUUAAUACUCCAACAUAUCCUGGGUGUAUGAUUUGUUCAGCUGAUCGUCCUGAAAAUUAUGUUGUUCCUGAAAACUUUGUGUUGCAUCCUGAUGAAGCCCAUAGAUUAAUGAAUGAAUGUUUAGCUGAACAACUCACUCUGCAGUCAGAAGAAGUACGUAAAAAUGAUGAAAUUUUACAAGCUACAAAUAAUUACCAAGUAAUGUGGAAUUUAAUGCAACUAAAGUUAUUACGAAAUGAAAAUAUGUUUGAAUGUCCAAUUUGUUUCAAUGAUGUUGAGCAAGGGAAUGGGGUUGUACUUCGAGAAUGUCUUCAUGAAUUUUGCGAAGCUUGUUUAGCAGAUACAAUAAAUACAAGUGAUAGUCCUGAAGUAGCUUGUCCAUACAAUGACAAAUAUGCAUGUCCUGCAAUCAUUACACAUCAAGAAAUUAUUGAGAUUUUGCUUCCAGUUGAUUAUGAUAAGUACUUACAACGCAGUCUUAGAGUAGCAGAAAAUUCAAAUUCAAAUAGUUUCCACUGUCGAAAACCAAAUUGUCUGGGUUGGUGCUUUUAUGAAGAUGAAGUGAACUUCUUUGAUUGUCCAAUAUGUGAAAGUAAAAACUGUCUUACUUGUCGAGCCAUUCAUCUUGACAAAACAUGCAAAGAGUACCAGGAUGAGUUAAAAAUAAAAGCUCAAAAUGAUGAAAAUGCAAAAAAAACACAAGAAAUGUUUGAUGAAAUGAUCAAACGUGGCGAUGCAAUGUUGUGUCCCUCUUGUUUAGUAAUGGUGCAAAAAAAAAGUGGCUGUGAUUGGUUGAGAUGUACAAUGUGUAAGACAGAGAUCUGUUGGGCAACCAAGGGGCCCAGAUGGGGUCCUAAGGGUAAAGGUGAUACAAGUGGCGGUUGUAAAUGUAGAGCAAACGGCAACGUGCCAUGCACCCCUACGUGUGCUAAUUGCCAUUAAUCUACCUUUUUACUUUUAUUUAUUUGGCAACAUAGUACAUUAUUUUUCUAAUAAAUAAAAUUGUAAAUAUUUUUAACA